Molecule: messenger RNA, 1874 nt
Organism: Tetranychus urticae (two-spotted spider mite)
Lineage: Eukaryota; Metazoa; Arthropoda; Arachnida; Trombidiformes; Tetranychidae
Product: homeobox protein PKNOX2-like
Biological process (GO): regulation of DNA-templated transcription
Molecular function (GO): DNA binding
Source: RefSeq, a predicted model, not a curated record
GUUAUGCUUCUCGAAAUAAAUAGUUUAUUGAAUUUUCGUUGAUUAACGGUAAAUUCAGCUUUCUUUUGGUAUGUUUAAAUUGCCAAAAGACACUGAUAUCAGCUAAUAAAGUUCAUCUUAUAAUUUUGCUUGGCUUUAUCGAUUAUUGAACUCAACCCUGGUCUUGUGUGGAUUAUGUCCAAAUUAAGUAACUCAGUUACCACAAAGGAUUCUUCCUGUUUUAAUUAAACUCCAUCAAAUCUUUCUUUUAAAAUUUUCAUAAAAUUACUGCUCCAUGAAUCCUUGCGAUGAUUUAUCGGACUCAGUGUCUGAAGAAGAGGAGGAAGAAUUGAAUGACCAAAUCCAAAGAGAACCUGAGGAUUAUGCAAAUCGUGAUGCAGAUGACCUGAGUAAACUAAACUGUCCUCCAGUCAUUAAAGAUGCCAAUCCUGAGGACGAUGAACCAAUUCAGCACGAUGAAAAUUUGAUCAAGGAUAUUGCUCAGUUUGACAAUUAUAAAAAAGAAGUUUAUAACCAUCCUUUGUUUCCACUUUUAGCUUUGUUACUGGAGAAAUGUGAAAUUGCUGCAGCAACUUUUGGUGUUAAUGAAGAGCCAUUUGCUUCCGGUGAUGCAUUUAUUAGUGAACUGAAAGCAGUAAUACAAACCCAAACUGAAGAUGAUAAAAAGAUUUUGGGAAAAAAUCCUGAGGUUGAUUCCUUGAUGAUUAAAGCAAUCCAGGUUCUUAGGAUACAUUUACUGGAGCUGGAAAAAGUUCAAGAAUUGUGCAAAGACUUCUGUUAUAGAUACAUUACUUGUUUGCGAACCAAGAUGAAUUCAGAAAAUUUAUUGAGAGGAACCGCAAGUCUACAUGGUUCUUUUGACAACUCUUCCUGCUCAUCAUCUUCAUCUGAUGAAUGCUCCUCUGGUCCUUCAAAUUUCUCCUUUAACGAACCAAACAAUUCAGUGCCAACUGAUUUUCCUACCGCCAUAGCUCAAGAUCUCUCAAAAAAUAAUCAACAACCCCAACAAUCGAGUGCAAAUAAUUCAGACAAAUGUAAAGCAACCGAAAAUCAGCCUCAAGAUCUUGGUACAAACAAACCAUUGAACUUAACUUCACGAAUCGAUAGUGGAACUGAAGGUGAUCUCAGUGACGAAGCUUCAAAUGUUGCUCAAAAAAGAAACCAAAAAAGAGGAAUUCUUCCCAAACAAGCGACUUCAGUUAUGCGAUCCUGGCUCUUCCAACAUAUUGUACAUCCAUAUCCAACGGAAGAUGAAAAAAGGGCAAUAGCAGCACAAACAAACUUAACACUUCUACAAGUUAAUAAUUGGUUUAUCAACGCGAGAAGACGAAUUUUGCAGCCAAUGCUCGACUCAGCCAACAUAAACAAUAGUAACGUGAAUGACAAUGAUGUAACCAUAUAUCAGGCGACUUCCAAUGAAACAAAUGCAUUGAAAAAGUUAAAGACUAGUAAUGGUAAUAAAAAUAAUACCAUUUUACAAAAAUCUUUACCCAACUCCGUUAACAACUCUAUUAAAGUUGCGAGUUCAACUAAAGAAACCAAGAAAAAAUGUUCGAGUUGAAAGACGACCUACUUAAAAACCACCAAAUUAUGUAUUCUCUUUCCAUACUUCAAUUAUUAUGAUACUCAUUCAAUGAUCAUUAAGAUUUUUUUGUUUCGACUCAUCAAGAAAACAAAUUAACUUCCAUCUUUACCAGAUCUACAUAGUCAUUGCAGUUAAAUAAGGUUCACUGUUUUCUUCUCAUUACUCCAGCUUCAUUUGGAUGCAUUUUAACUUUAUUAUCUAAAUAUAAAUUGUAAAAUAAAUAAGCCAAAGAUGAGAUUAUUAUCAUCAAACCAUUCCAUUGAUUAAAUUAAAAUUUGAUUUAAAAUUG